UCAAUCUCGGUCUGGUUUCCUCCCAGUGCUGGAGAGAAAGGAUUGGCAUUUAAAACGCGGUAUUGUUUACUUUUAUGCCGGAUUUCCAGCUAACACACGUAUAUUUCCAUGCUGUCUUAAAGGGAUGUUGACGCUGUUUUAGCUCCAGAUACAAUUCCACGUUGAGAGGUGUGUGUGCCUCAUACUCCUCUUCCCGUGAAUGCCUCUCACCAUGGCUAAGAGGGAGACGGGCAGCACCAGCCCUGUGGUGCGACAGAUAGACAAGCAGUUUCUGGUGUGCAGUAUUUGUCUGGAGCACUACCAUAAUCCGAAGGUCCUGCCCUGUCUGCACACCUUCUGUGAGAGAUGCCUCCAGAACUACAUCCCACCACAGUCCCUUACACUGUCCUGCCCGGUGUGCAGGCAGACAUCCAUCCUGCCCGAGAAAGGUGUAGCAGCGCUGCAGAACAAUUUCUUCAUCACUAACCUGAUGGAGGUGCUACAGAGGGAGGCCGAGUGCUCGCAGCCUGAGGAGCGUAACGUUCUGGAGUCAGCCAGUGCCGCCAACUUGGCUCAGUCUCUGUCCUGCCCCAACCACGAGGGCAAGGUGAUGGAGUUUUACUGCGAGUCGUGUGAGACAGCCAUGUGUCUCGAGUGCACAGAGGGAGAACACCGCGAGCAUGUGACCGUUCCUCUGCGGGAUGUGCUCGAGCAACACAAAGCAGCGCUCAAGAACCAGUUGGAUGCUAUCCGCAAUAGGCUUCCUCAGCUGACGGCAGCCAUCGACGUAGUGAACGAAAUCUCCAGGCAGCUGUGCGAGAGGAAGAGCGAGGCAAUAACUGAGAUCAGCAGCACGUUCGAGGAGCUGGAGAAAGCACUGCACCAACGCAAGAACGCCCUCAUCACUGACCUGGAAAACAUCUGUAGCACCAAGCAAAAGGUGCUUCAGACCCAACUGGCUGCUCUUCUGCAGGGGAAGGAGAAUAUCGAGAGCAGCUGCGGCUUCACCGAGCAGGCUCUGAGCCACGGCAGCGCCACCGAGGUGCUGCUGGUGCAGAAGCAGUUGGGGGAGAGAGUGUCAGCGCUGGCGCGUCACUCUUUCCCAGAGCAGCCGCAUGAGAACGGGCACCUGGAGUGCCAGGUGGAGACCGAGGGCCUCCGUCGCUCCAUCCAGAACCUGGGGGUUCUGAUCACUACUAGUGCUGUGGGUCACACCAGUGUGGCUACAGGAGAGGGACUACGGCACGCCGUAGUGGGCCAGAAUACCACCGUUACUGUUACCACCAAGGAUAAGGCUGGAGAGUUGGUGAAGUCAGGCAGCGCAGCUCUCGUUGCACACAUCACCGGACCCGACGGCGCCGUCACUAACGGCGAUGUGACGGACAACAAGAACGGCACUUACGACGUGGGCUACACUUUAUCCAGUGAGGGUGAGUUCUCCUUCUCCCUGCUGCUGUACGGCCAGGCUGUGAGAGGAAGCCCUUUCCGCCUGCGCGCCGUCAAAGCCAGCGACGCACCGCACUCCCCCGAAGAUGUCAAAAGACGCGUCAAAUCCCCUGCGGGGGGAGGAGGAGGGGCUCACGUUCGCCAGAAAGCACUGCGGCGUCCUGCCAGCAUGUACAGCACCACCAAGAAGAAGGAGAACCCCAUCGAGGACGAGCUGAUUUUCAGAGUAGGCUCGAGAGGGCGUGAGCGAGGUGAGUUCUCCAACCUCCAGGGCAUCUCCACGUCCAUCAAUGGCCGUAUAGUGGUGGCUGACAGCAACAACCAGUGCAUACAGGUGUUUUCUAAUGAUGGUCAGUUCAAGCUACGCUUUGGGGUCAGAGGUCGCUCACCAGGGCAGCUGCAACGUCCCACCGGUGUGACAGUCGACAUGAACGGGGACAUCAUCGUCGCAGACUAUGACAACAGAUGGAUCACGAUCUUCUCUUCAGAUGGAAAGUUUAAAAGUAAAAUUGGAGCUGGAAAGCUGAUGGGACCCAAAGGCGUAGCCGUGGACAAGAACGGUCAUAUCAUCGCUGCAGACAACAAAGCCUGCUGCGUCUUCAUCUUUCAGUCCAACGGCAAACUGGUGACCAAGUUUGGAGCCAAAGGGACGUUAGACAGGCAGUUUUCAGAUAAAAUCACUCCAACCACCCCAACAGAGCCCAAGCUCAGUAAAUCCGGCCCUGCCUUCAGUCCCCAUUUUGUAACCGUGAACAACAAGAACGAAAUAAUAGUGACAGACUUCCAUAAUCACUCCGUUAAGGUUUAUAACGCAGACGGCGAGUUCCUGUUUAAGUUCGGCUCUCAUGGAGAAGGUAACGGCCAGUUUAACGCUCCCACAGGUGUGGCAGUGGAUGGCAACGGGAACAUCAUUGUUGCAGACUGGGGUAACAGCAGGAUCCAGGUGUUUGACAGCUCAGGCUCAUUCCUGUCGUACAUCAACACGUCAGCAGACCCUCUGUAUGGCCCUCAGGGUCUGGCUCUCACCUCUGAAGGACACGUGGCCGUGGCAGACUCGGGGAACCACUGCUUUAAAGUCUACCGUUACCUGCAGUAAAAAAAAAUCCCCUCAAGGGUCAUCCAGCAAAAGUAUUGUACACAUGUAACAUGUUACAUGUACACAUUUUGUUUUUGUUUUGUAUGCACACCACAAAGGCCCCUGCCACUGACACGACCUUGAGUCGAAUCAAAUUGAAGUUCAAGCAAGGUCUGACAUUUUAUCCCUCCUCACUAUUGCACUGAUUCGAACCGAUUGUGAAUUAUGAAUUAAAUCCCGAAAAAAAACUAGACACCGUCACCAACAUACAAGAGUAAUAACAAUCGCUGCACUCCGAGCAGUGUUUGCGAAGGCAGCUACUCUUCAGCUUUUACACAUCAUCAACAUGUUGGUUUAUGACGUAAUUACGACCUUUUCAGAGGCAAGAAAUUCCUUUACUUAUCGACAAGCCGUCUGAAAAGCGUACUGUGAAAACAAGCCAUUUUCUAUCAGACUAACUCUCUUGUGCAUUGACUCGUCGCCGCCGUCAAUGCGUUUGCGUCAUAUCGUGUGCAUUCACUGCUUUUUUGCGAAGUCACAGUGCUUCAAUACGAUAAAGCUUCAAAUGCUAGUGUUUCAUCCACUAUUGUACAGGUAGAGGACACGCAGCUUCUAGUUCUUAUAAUGUUCACCUGCCUUAAAGUUCUCUUACCGUUCGUAUAUCUGACAUGGGUGUCGGCCAUGUGACCCAGCACAACAGACGUGACUCUAGACGUAGUGAAGGAUUUUUAUUUUUUUUUUAUUUUAUUUAUUUUAUUUUGUAUACAGUGUUAUGAUUUUUUGUUUUUGUUUUUUGCAUUUCUGUAACGUUUUUCUGCAAAUGCCUUGACAUACAGUAGACGCUACUGCAUGAACCGCUUCAGGCUAGGAAGCAAACAUAUUGCCAAACACGUACGGUGCACAUCUUCGAGAAAAGAAAAAAACAAACGGACAAAAAAAACAAAAAAAAAAACAAGAAAAGAAUCAAAGCCAGUCUGUGUACAAGACUAGAACGGAGUACGAGACUACAGGUGUUCAUAGUUUUGCUUCUGAAGUUUAGUAGCAUAUUAUAAACCCACAGGAUUCAUCAUUCCCAUAUCGGAAGAUCUGCAUCGAUUUUAAACGUUUAAUUAAUCCCUGCGGGUUUAGUACAAGCUGAAAAAGCAAAGCCAGAGAGAAUGCAUUUUCUUGUCCAGGGCUUAGGAUUGAUUUUGUGCCAAAAGUAACAAAAUUACAAAAAAAAAAAUGUAAAAUACUAUCAUCACAAUGAAAACAAACCUCCUCCUUCUAUCAGCUGCUCCCGUUAGGGGUCGUCACGGCGGUUCGUCAUCCUCCAUCUUCCUCUUUCCUCUGCAUCUUCCUCUGUCACACCAACCAUCUGCAUGUCUUCUCUCACCACAUGCGUAAACCUCCUCCUCGGCUUUCCUCUCUUCCUCUUGCUCAGCAGAUCCGUCCUCAGCAUUUUUUCUUCCAAUAUACCCCAUAUCUCUCCUCUGUACAUGGCCAAACCUUCUCAAUCUUCUUAACUCUCUAAUAUUCUAAUUAACUCUGCCACCUCCAGCUCUGCCUCCUGUCUUUUAGUCAACGGCAUCAUCUCUAAGUCCAUAGCUGGUCUAACCACAUAUCUUGUAGAUAUCACCAUGAAAACAAAUGAUAAACAAAGCUUUUCAAACAUAGCUUUAUUAAAGAAAUAAAAGUUUUUAUAAAUAUACAUAUAAUACAUGUAGGAUGUUGUAGCUUAGUGGUUAAGGGGUGUGCUACUGUUUGGAUGAUUGUGAGUUCAAAUCCCAGGUCCACCAAGCUGUCACUGCUGGGCCCCUGAGCAAGGCCCUUAACUCUCAGUUGUACAAAACGGGAUUAAAUAUAAGUUACUCUGGAUAAGUGCGUCUGCUAAAUGCUGUAAACUUAAUAUACAAGAUCAUACAUCAGUAUCCUAUAUAUUUUUUACCUCAGUCAGAAUCAGUCAGAAUCAGUUUUUUUUCUUUCGCCAAAGCUCAUUUUACUGUUAUGUUUCUUACUGUUCAAAGCUUUACAUCCUUAUAGUCUAUUACAAGACUGCUUUACAUUUAUUUUAUUUUAUUGUCUAGUGAAUAAUAGGCAAUAAUUUGCCAGUGUAUAUAUAUUUUGAAUGAGGAAAAUGUUUGAAUAUGUCUGACUUAAGUUAGAACAGCUUUAAACUAUAAACAUUCGCUCCUUCAACUUUCUCUCUUUUCAUCUCUCGUGAUCAGCUGAGAGUCUUCUGAAGCUUAUGGGUGACAUAAAAAAAAUGUAUUUGUGAUAAUGAUGAUGAUGAUGAUGAUAAUAAUAAUAAUAGUAAUAAUAAUAAUAAUAAUAAUAAUAAUUAGUAUAUUAAUUAUUAUUAGUAGUAGUAGUAGUACUAUUAUUAUUAUUAUUAUUAUGAUUAUUAUAAAGGCUAAAAACAACACUGACCUCAGAAAGAAGGUGACUAAUCACCAACCGUUCAACUAUAAUGUGAUGUGCUGCCCUCUGGUGGUCUGACAGGGAACUGCCCAAAGUAUCCAUGAUACACACAUACUGCGAUUGGCUCGUUUUAAGCCUCUGGCUCACGUGAAAUGUGAGAAAAAGGUAAUAAAUAGACAAGAUAAAAUUCUAGAAGGUGUAAGUAAGUUAAAGGCAUCUUCAACAACAGAGUGGAGGUAUUGUUAUAAAAUAAUAAUCAUUUGUAUUGUGAUAUGAAGUAUUUUCUUUCAAGUGUAAUUCUGAUUCAUACUUUUGGCACAUAAUUAACUGGACCCAUGAACGAGGCAAUGAGAUUUUUUAAAAAUUUUUUUGUAAUCCUUUAUUUGUGAUCUGUUAUAUUGCAGUAAAGUCAGUGUUCAGUUUCAACUCUAAACUGUUCCUGCGCUGCGUAUUAACAGGAAACCAUUCCUCAGAUAUAUUCUGGUUAACGUCAAUCCGACGACUUUUAUGCAUCAGUCAAAGCAGAGUGGUUAAAGAACUAUUGAAAAUAAUCGAUCACUGAGCCAAACAUCAUUAUGUUCAAAGCACAAUGAUCGUUAGGUUAUUAAAGACAAGGACAAACAUUUCAUUCCUGUUCAUUCCAUGAUUAUUUUUUUUUUUAAGAGAAGUAAAGCUCAUGCUUAUCUGCAACACGACUUUCUGCUGCACUUCCAACGCCGCUGGUCCACAAACCCUAAUUUUACUUGGUCAUAUGCACUGAAAAUAAAAGCACACAAUUUACUGA
Messenger RNA from Tachysurus fulvidraco (yellow catfish), 5684 nucleotides. RefSeq names its product tripartite motif containing 3a (gene trim3a). The coding region runs from base 200 to 2521 and encodes 773 amino acids. The record is from RefSeq and is a predicted model, not a curated record. The transcript is spliced from 14 exons. Gene Ontology annotation, biological process: protein polyubiquitination; proteasome-mediated ubiquitin-dependent protein catabolic process; negative regulation of translation. Gene Ontology annotation, molecular function: protein binding; translation repressor activity; ubiquitin protein ligase activity. Lineage: Eukaryota; Metazoa; Chordata; Actinopteri; Siluriformes; Bagridae.